This is a messenger RNA of Endocarpon pusillum Z07020, 873 nucleotides long. RefSeq lists its product as uncharacterized. The record is from RefSeq and is a predicted model, not a curated record. The transcript has a single exon. Lineage: Eukaryota; Fungi; Ascomycota; Eurotiomycetes; Verrucariales; Verrucariaceae. Gene Ontology annotation, molecular function: catalytic activity. The coding region runs from base 1 to 873 and encodes 290 amino acids.
AUGGAAGGAAGAAACAGCCCCUUCAGCAGUACCUGCUUUCUCGACACCUUCCAGUCUGAGACAGUCAAACCCUCUGACCUCAACACCGACAUGGAGACGGCUCGCCUCGUUGCACGGGCGAAGAAGCUCGCAUCUCUGCACGUGCCCCAUAAGCCCCUCGUCGUAACCAACGUCUGGGACGCGGCGACUGCGAAACUGGCCGCUCUGCACCCGUCGUGCGCGGCCAUCGCCACGGCCAGCUACGCCAUUGCCGCCUCGGCCGGCGUCGAGGACGACGACCUGACACCGGAGCAGAAUCUCGCGGCCCUCGAGGGCAUUGCCGCUGUCGCGAACAAACAGGGCAAGCCGCUUACCGCGGACAUGCAGAGCGGCUACGGCGAUCGGCUGGAAGAGGCGGUGCGAGCGCUCGUGCGCCUGGGAGUGGUGGGCUGCAACCUCGAGGACAAGGAUACCGCGACCGGGAAGAUGUAUCCCGUCGAAGAGGCUGCAGGACGGGUGCGACGAGCGCUGGCGGCGGCUAGAGAUGUCGGCGUGCCGGAUUUCGUCGUCAAUGCUAGGACUGAUGUCCUUCUGGCGGGUGGGACGGUGGAUGAGGCGAUCGAAAGAGGUCGAGCGUAUUUAGAGGCUGGCGCGACGACUGUCUUUGUCUGGGGUGGUCCGAAGAGAGGAGGUAUGACAAGAGAGGAGGUCACUAAGAUCGCUCGUGCCCUCGAUGGCCGAGUCAGCGUCAAGUUGAAUCUGGGUACGCAGUACCUGACGGUCAAGGAAUUGGCAGAUAUUGGAGUGGCGAGGAUAAGCUGUGGUCCCGAGCUCUGGCGGAAGGCAAUGAGGGCUUUCGAGCAAGAAAUGAACGGCAUCUUGGGCAGUGGCUGA